UUUUUUGCUUUUGUCAUCUUGUGAAAUAUAAUGUAGCUUUUUUUAUUUUUCUCGUCAAAUACGUGAUAAUGAUUCCAUUCCGCACAAAGAAUUGAACCUAAUACGCCUACACGAAACUCUAUCCGGUGUGGCGGAAAGCCCACAAUAACCAGCUGUUAUCGCCUAGCUUAUACCUCAAAGCCGGUGUUGAAUGAAAACAAAACAAGCAAUUAAAGUCGCAUGAUGCUUCGAACUUUCCAUCUUUCUUCUCUCUUUCUAAGCUGCAGCAAACGGUCUGCUUUUACAUAUUCCUUGUACCUUUCAUAUGGCAAUAACUUUGAUGUUUUUAUAUACUUUUCUCAGGUACCCGUACUUUUCUCUUACUUUAUUUAACCACGCACGCGAAAAAAAAAAAAAGACUUUAAAACAAUGAUCGUUACAAGAUCUUGAAACUCGUAAAUCGAUAUCUGUAAAUUCUGUGAACAUUGAAAAUGUCAGUGUGUUUUAUAGGAUCAAAUCAAACGCGGAUACCAGUUCAUGGCUUGAAGAUCGUGCGACUGAUUAAAACCUCCAGUCGAAUAAGUUUGGCAGGUAAUCGUCUUUGAGGCAAGGUAUCAAUGGCCAUAUUAUUUUAAAAUCCUGAGAUACAGGCAAACAAGAGUGGAAUUAACAACAAAAUUCAGACGGAUUUAUUGAUUCCGGCUAUGUCCCUGUCAUUUUAACUCGAAAAAGUUUCCUUCUGAAAUUGACAUCUACAGAACAAAAAUAAUGAGACUUAGGAACUAUGUAAAACUAGGGUUGAUUAGGGAGUCAGUAUUUGCCAUUCUAAAGCUUAUUGCUCGAUCUAGUCAGUUAUUUUAAACCGAUGUCAGCAGACCGUAAUCCGCAUUUUAUGACUAUCAAGGUAAUGGGAAGCCAAGCGAGAGUUAUCUUUAGGUUCCAUGCAAGAAACGAUAAAAAUUUGAAUUUGGAAUUAUCCUUUCAACCCCAAUUUUUAUUCCUCUUUUUCGUUAAGGCAAAAUACUCUAUUUAGGACAAGGGUGAACCACAGAAGAGUGUCAAAAACUGAUUCAUGAAAACGAUAUCUUUUUCCUUUAUUCGAGGACGACAGACUUUAUAAGGAAAAAAACUCGACUUGAAAAUCAAUGGAAAACAGUCAAUCAACAAAAUUGGCAUAUGCAGUUUUCAGAGGGGCCCUGCAUACAUAAAAAGCUAAAAGUUAAACCAAAGAUAAUUUUCGGUCACAAAAACAAAGAUAAUUUUCGGUCAAAGCUAUUUUUUUUUCAUUUCACAGUUAUACACCUCAGUUGGAAGCUACAGUUUUCCAUUUAUUUAUUUAGUGUACCAUUAACCUGAAAUGACGCGAAAGUCAAGUAUUAGAUUUUAUUCGUUGGACCACCAUGUUUGUCUCAGAUUUUAGCACUAAUCAUGCAGUUAAGGAAUGACACAGAAAUCUGUUUUAUCCGGUAUUACGUUUCCUUUAUAAUCUGAAACAUCGCCAUUCUGCAGUUAAUCUGACCGAUCUCAACUGGAGCUAUAUAGAGUCUAAAAAAGGAAAUUUACUGCUUUACAAUCAGAUAUUAGCUUACACCGACACGGCUUUGAAAAAAAGGAUUACGCUCCUAAAAUAAUUAUAAUUUUUCUAUUAUUUCCAAGAAACAGAGUCUCACCGGAUGCCAUGUGAUGAAAGUGUAUUAUCAAUUCACGAAGUUGAAAUAUUACAGGCGUAACUAAGAGCACCUGAUCUAACUUCAAAAAAAUUCGAAAAUAAAGUUCUUUAGGAUAUUCUUCUCGGUUUUCACUCUACAGAACGGAUUCAAAUUCUCUAUUUCGCCGAGGAGAAAAAAAGCGUCUUUGAUUCCUAACGCACUUGUGUUGCAAUGUUGCAUUUUCAUGAACAUUUAACAGUGUUCAAUUAAUCGUACCCCUCCAGCAAAACACAUGAAGUAAGUCAUUUUUUCAACCCGCUCUGUUUUUUGGCAGCUAUCAAUGAUAGUCUAUGAUGAAAAUAAAGAACUACAUUGAUUGUGUCUAUGGGCACAUAGACGAAAUAAGGAACAAAAAUUAUGUUUAAGUACUCUUGCAAUAUUGAACAAUAAGAAAGACAGUAUUUUACAACUAAUGCACCAAGUAUUAUGAAGUUUCUGAAUAAUUACCGUUCGGGAUUUUUAAAGGCUUUGAAAGUAACCUUAUUCAUAAAAGUUCACUUAAUGAGUUGAAAAUAACUAAUUGGAAUUGUGUUCAUUGCGCUAAACACAACAAAACCCUCCAUGCACGCUAACUAAAAUCUUUACGGCACGAUUAAAAUCUAGAGAUUUCUUGAAAUGCGCGUGUAAGGUUUGUUUCAUGAUACUGCUUGGUGUGUGUGACGAGUCAAAUUGACAUAUUCAAACAGGAUCCUCUCUCAGUGACAAGAGAAACUGGGAAAGAAAAUAAAAAUUAACUUUCCCGCUGACAGUUCAGAGAAGCUUUGUAAAUUUCAAUCAAGUGUUCUGUCAUAUUGUUUGACCAAACCACUACAACUGCUCUAUUGCAGAAAAUUAUGUUUUCUCUUUAAAAUUUGUGCUUCGUGUAAUGUAACUCUUUAGCUGGAUAGCUCACCUUAACAUAUGCCUUUACGCGCACAAAAUCGGUUGUUGAAUAUUCGCCAAUAGAAAUGACCGGUUAGAGGUAAGAAAAAAAGGGUGUAUUUUGCGGGGGAGUUUGUUUCCGGGGAUAUUUCCAAGCGCUUUCUAAAAUUUAUAACACUAUCCUGACAAUCUCGUCACUGUUUCCCACAAAUUUAUUCACAAAAAGACAGCUCUUCCGGGGAACAAAACGAAAUAUGAAGAGAAAAGUGUUUUUUAGUAUUUUACACUCCGUCGAAUGUAACUUACGCAACAUUAUGGCAAUCGUGCUCUCUCUCCUAUUUGAAAACAGCAAAUCUGAACUUUGUCAGAUGCAAAUAAGAGUAAAUUCUUGAAAGCUUUUUUCGUUUCACUUUCCCAAAAUAGACGCGCGGGACCAAUUUACAAUUAAACAAAAUAAAUAAAAUUGUUACAACACGAGGAGAUAACCACGUACUCAAUAGGAAAAAGAUCAAAAUAUGGCGGGAUGUGUCAUUUUGAGGACUUUAACGCCCCGCAACCAUUCCUCAGGAAAGUAACCUGUCACUGUUGCUAUGGUUUCCGCGGUAAAGCUGCUGCAUUAAAGGGUUUCCCACUAGACAUCUUCAUAAGAACAACUUUCCGGUCAUUAUAAAAAACACGUCAGAAUACGUCGAAACUAACCAAACAGGACCAUGGUGCUUGUUUGCACUAGAAGCACUCGUUUGUGGAUAGCCAAUCCCCUCUCCACACUUUCAUUGGUGAAUAAUGUAAGUCCAGCAGGGAUAAUUAGCAAGUUUAGUUUUGAAUUUUCCUGAAGCAAGUUUGAACCCCGAGAGCGCUAGAAAGGAAAUGACCGAGAAUCAAAUCUCUUAUCUGUUGAAAUCAUUAUAAACUCGUUGCCAAACAGCUGUACUUCAAACAUUUCACCGACUCAUCACAAUAUAGAAACUCGAUAAUAUACACAAUUGGUACAAAAAGACGGUUUCUUUGUUUGAUCAGACAGACAAAAAAGACUGAACAGGUCGAGGAUAUUAAGAGAGCUCGCUUUAGUGAAGACACAAUUCUACUUCAAGAUUGUCAUCCAGCCUUGUGAGGCCAAAUCAACCCAAUUAGAGAAGCAAACCGCACGAGUUUCCUUUGAAAUUUUAACAAGACAAAUUCGUUGGCUUUCUCCAAUCUCAGCACCUUUCGAUGCGGGCUUUCUCCCAACGUGCGAGGGAGAGCUGUUUUGGAGAGGAGCCUCGCUAAUGCACGCCUAAGACAGCAACUACAUUCCAGCUGAAACACUUCAAAUUUACUUUAAUCUCGCCGUGGGGUUUUGUUUUCUACGCAACCAUCAGAGGAAGAAAGUUAAGGUAACUCUAUUGUCAAUUCUGAAGGAUCCAAGAGUGUUUAUUUUGUUUUAGUGGCUGAUGUAGGCGUUUUUACGCGAAACGGCUCAGUUGGAGGCGAAACAAAUAACGUUGUCUACCGAUACAUUAGUAAAAAUUUCGAUUUUAAUUCACUUAAUUGCGACACUAAACAAGAGAAGGAGCCGCGCUCUUGCCGACAGGCUAAAAGCCAGCGCUCAAGGAUACAAACACUAUCGCAGAAGAUUGAAUUGGUGAAAGCACAGUCCUUCCAUCAACAGAUGCUUAAAAAGUACUUCGUGAAAGAAUUUAGCAUUCUGUCAUUGAGAAGAUCAAGUUCCUGUUUCCUUGAGAAGAGUUAGUCAUCUGGAGACGAGAACAAGUGUCACACACAAAAAACAAUUUUUCAUUUUACACGCUGCCAACAGAGCCAUCGUGUAAAACUUAUCAUUCAAACAAACUGAGACGACCUAAAACCUAAAGCUUGAGGGCUGAAGCCACGUCUAAACUACACGUUUUGCUUGUACUACUUUCCCUUGGUGAAAAUCAUCGCCUUUGGCAACUUCAAAUAUUGUAUCGUGAUUGCAGACGGCGGAUUCGUUGAUGUGAAGCAAGUUAUCGCUGGCCUCAAAGAUAACUCGACUGAAUCAAACCUGCGACCACAAUCGUGUUAAUCGACACCACAGUUAUAAGAGACACGUUGUUUUACGCCGCGCCAAAAUGACGACGAGUUUGGUGAACAACGUCUCUUACUUCCCAAACACAACGGCUACACCUCCUUCUGUGUCCGGUGAUGUCACAGCUGACACGUAUUUCAACCCAGUGUUCGAUGGGCUGUUGAUUGUCCUAAGCGUGUUGGUUGUCGCCAUAAAUCUGCUGGUUAUUUCUCUGUUCUUUCACAGAGAAUAUCUGCAGACAAAAACCAACAGUCUGCUUAUCAGUCUGGCCGUGUCCGAUCUCUUGGUUGGCUUACUGGGGAUUCCACUGAACAUUGCCUGCAACGCGUUCCUAGAGGAAGGAGUGUGCACCGCCGCUGCUCUCAUCUACCGGUUCAUUGCCGUCUCCACUAUGUACCACAUUCUCGUUGUAACUUUGGAGAGAUACAUCUAUGUCAUGUAUCCCAUGAAGUACAUCAACAUCGUGACAGGACCUCGGUUACUUAUGGCUAUAGCUGGCCUUUGGCUCUUAUCAAUUUUCUUCUCGCUUAUUCAACUCGCGUGGGAAGACCCAACGAAAUUCUUCGAACCUCGCGACCAAGUCUGGCGAAACUAUGCGCUGGGUUAUAACAUCUUCGGUAUCGUGUUCACUUUUUUUCUCCCAGCUGUCUUCAUGGCCAUCAGCUAUGUACGUAUGUUCAUGGUGAUCCACCGGCAAAUUAAAGAAAUCCGUGGCCUUUACAACACGCGUAACGGAGUAACCGCAAACCAGCGAGCGCCGAUCGCAACUGAAGCUCGUGCUCUGUUCAUCUUUGCUCUGAUGUUGACUGUCUUCAUAGUUUGCUGGCUGUCUUUCUAUGUGACCGGCUUUCUGAUCUUUAUGAUGGACUUAAGGUCGCUACCCCAUAAAGCGCUUAUGGCGUUUGAUUAUAUUCGUUUUGCAGUGGCGUUCGUGAAUCCGAUUUUGUACGCGUUUCUCAAGCGAGAUUUUUCCAGGGCUCUGAAAUCUUUCUGCAGAAGAGAUGGCGUGCAGCCCGGCGAGAUGGCCUCGUCAAAUUCAAUCUCUCGCUUUCGCACUAUCACGAUCAACUUCUCACUGUCGAGAUCUUCAGACAUGUACAGAGAUUAGAAAUACUAAAGGGUGUUUUAGCAUAUCGGGCUCUUCCGCGCGAAGCCAUGGUUUGAGUGGUCUCCAACCAGCAGAACUAAACGACUUUGAAGGAGACUUGUUGAAUGAUUUGUUUCCGGGAAGAUUCACGACGGCACUUCAACGGAAAGUUGCGUCUGACGGAAAAAAAUUAGCAAAUACGAGAACGGAAUAAAAACUGAACUGAAGCAGUACAAGCAGUAGUUUCACCUGAUUAAUACGAGCUUGUGUAACAAACACAUUUUUCCCGUGUAGUUUCUCGUGUGCGGAUGGGUGGUGAUAAUCGGCUUGCUUUUCUUUGGCUAGUUGAUCAGCUCACGCACGGAACACUGAAACCACAAAAUAAACUUUGACUGUGAACUUUGCAAAAUGCGGGAUCUCCGUUCGUUUCAAGUCAUGCAAUGCAUAUUGGUUUGACAAACAUGAACGAUUGUACCAGCCCCAUUGCCGCGCGAAAAUGAGCAAAAAAACUUUAAUGAGGUAACGAAGUGUCCUCCGUCACAGCGGCGAAACAUGGUGGUAUGUGUGUUUUCUCAUUCGCUCAGUGAAGGCCCACUAUAGGAAACAAAAAAGAAACCUUUAUAGUUCGCAGGUGUAAAUUGAUAUCGUUCAGUGUUGAAAAGUGAAUCCAAUAAGACAUCAGCAUUUAUGAAAUUCUAUAAUAGAGUUAAGGGUGCGAAAAACAGUUUGGAUGUUUUCGAUUUUUUGCGGUAGAGCACAAGGAUAACAUCAGACACAGUCGUAAAAACUGACCUAAAUUUAUUUGAAAAAUUUUUCAGUGGCUACAGUAGUUAAUUCCGGUUUCAUUGUGUAAAGAUAAAACAUGUUUUCUCUCUGAGGGAUGAAAAAUGACUCGUUUACGCUGUAAAGGUGUGAUUAUGUUACGGAUAUCGAGUUAAUUUUUUGUGUUUUCCGGUAGUUUGCCGAAACCCGAACCGCGAAACACACAAAACAGAGCUGCAGGCAGCCAGCCUUUUCCAUUAUCAAAAUUGACAAGUCAUAAAACAGUACCAAUUGCUGGCGUAAUUCCUGCCUGAAUUACUUUUUCAAUGAAGAAAUUCUUCAAAAUAAAGGACCGCUUUCCUUUGCUUUUAACAGUUGAAACAAAACGUGUACAAUGGCAAACAUAACAGAAAGAACUAGAAAAAAUAUUGAAUUGUUCUUAACUUUGCAAGGUGUGCGACGUGUGUUUGCCUAUUCCUUGUUUUAUUUUCGUGUUGUUUGUUUUCCUUCUAACACAAAUAGUAGAUUUUUAAAAGCUUGCAGUUAAUAAGGUUGAAAAGAUUCAGGAGGCACCUAUUCCUAAGUGUACCGAGUGGAAACCUGAUAAAAGUUUGUUAUUGAUGCUUCGCUCUAAUAGAAAACUUAUUCGUUUUCCUUCAAGAGAGAUUUCUCAUGAUAAAAAUUCUCUAUCUUUCUUGUCAAUUAAUGGAAAUUUUGCGACACUUCCGUUCGCGCCUUGGCAUUUUACAUAAUUUUCAAAGGCAAACAAAACACAAAAUUUAAACUAAGUCGAAAAAUCAAAAUGCGCUAUAUAAAACAGGAUUCUUUAUUGAAAGAAAGCUCUUCCAUAGUCUGAAAACUAGAACUUGAAAUGUUACUUUUAACAGUCUUCUUUGAACGCUUCGAAAUGAUUUGAUCAAGAAAGACCAAACAAGACGCAAAAAUAUAUUCGUAUUUUAAUAAUGACACAAGUUGGUAUUCUCUUUAAAAAAUAUAAUGUUAAAAUGUACAAAUGCAACGUAUCUCUCAAAAGGUGUCCGGUUUUUACCGUCUCCAAAAUUGCCUGUAAAUUAAAAGGUGAUGUUAUCAUAAGAAAAGCCAUGACUUCUCGGCUUCCUCCUGAAAAACCAAUGAAAAGGCUAUGCAGUUUGCGGGCUUUUCAUUCGAGGGAAAUCAAUGUAAAUGUGUUUGCAAGAUUCUCAGCUAGGUAGUGUAGCAUGUAGUGUAUAUAGUUCACGGUAUUUUCACGACUAAUGUAAACUGUUUUUGUGUCAGAUUGUACAGCACAUGUUACAUUGAAUAAAGUACAGCAACAUCAAGCAA
Molecule: messenger RNA, 7765 nt
Organism: Orbicella faveolata
Lineage: Eukaryota; Metazoa; Cnidaria; Anthozoa; Scleractinia; Merulinidae
Product: adenosine receptor A2b-like
Biological process (GO): G protein-coupled receptor signaling pathway
Cellular component (GO): plasma membrane
Molecular function (GO): G protein-coupled receptor activity
Source: RefSeq, a predicted model, not a curated record